AUGGAAAGCGAUAACAGUGAAGUGAUAACACUACACAAUCAUGAUGUAAAAAAAAAACAGGGUAAAGUUGAGGUGAAACGUUCUCAAUCAUCCCGGGCAAGAGAUACAUCCUGCACCGCAACUAUCCAUAUUCGGUUAGAGCGUAAACGACUCCUAUUCACCCAUCCCUUAGAAAUUAACUUGAAAUAUACUCACAAUCAUGUCACUGCAUCUGAUAUUUAUAGUAUUGCAAUUCUUAUGUGGGAAAUUUCAUCUGGACAACCACCAUUUAUAAAUUAUGAACAUGAAAAUGAUAUUGUAAUGAAUGUUAUUAACGAUAUAAGACCAAAAAUUGUGCCAGGAACUCCAUUAGAAUAUAAAAAUUUAAUGAAAGAAUGUUGGGAUGCUGUUCCAUUAAAAAGACCUGACGUUUAUGCACUUGAGAAAAGAAUGAGAAGAAUUAACUUAGAUUAUCAAAAUAUGACAGAUGAAUUAUUCAAAUCAGAAAUGGAUGAAUAAAGUAGAAGAAAAUUAUACGAGUAGCAGAUUAUUUACAAGUAAAAUUCACAACUUUGAAAAUCUACCUGAACCAAGAAAUGCAACAGAAGAAGAACAAGAAGCGUUUCAUAGUAAAUUGUAUAAAUUGUAUGAUUUUAACAUUCCUAACGAUAGUAA
Messenger RNA from Rhizophagus irregularis DAOM 181602=DAOM 197198, 654 nucleotides. The record is from RefSeq and is a predicted model, not a curated record. NCBI's taxonomy places the organism in Eukaryota, Fungi, Glomeromycota, Glomeromycetes, Glomerales, Glomeraceae.